UAACAAAUACAUGACACAUAUCUACAAGAAAAAUGCGUAAAUGAAAAACAAAUAUUAAGAAUUUCACACGAACAAGAUGGGGGGUGAGAUAUGAAGCCAAUUCAAGUAUAAAAAUUAAAAAAAAAAAAAAAAAUUCUCCCAGUUAACUUCAUGACUUUGAGUAUGUUGAACUUAUUUAACGCGUUGUUUCAAUUUUUAAUUUGUUUGCUCGUUGUUUCAUCCGGUUUGGAAGUUGUUGUUGCACGUCGAUUACAUGUUAAAGACUUACAGUAUGAAAACACCCAAAAGAAAAUUGACAGUUACUCUUCUGGAAAAAUUCCAGAAAAUGCCCGAGUAAUAGCAGGUGCUGGUGGAUAUAGCCAAGAUGUCGAAGUAGGAAAUUAUAGUGAUGAUUCUGGAGCUGGAAAUCAUAGUGCUAAUGCUGAUCCGUGCAUAAGCCUGGCUUGUAGAAAUGACGGAAUGUGCGUUGUCGGUAGAAAUGGUGCCCAAUGCGUAUGCCGUACCCCAUAUAUCGGAAAAUGGUGUGAAACAGAUCCGUGUGCAGGAGUGAAUUGUAGAAAUGGCGGAAAGUGCGUUGUCGGUAGAAAUGGUGCACAAUGUGUAUGCGUUCCUCCAUACGUGGGAAGAUAUUGUGAAACAGGUAAAUAUACAGUCGCCUUUUAACGAAACUGAUAAGGUUUUAACAGAAUAUGAAAAUUCCAACUGCUCUUUUGAGUUUUAAAUAUGACAUAAAGAAAGAAAAAAAUACCUUGAUCGUUUAUAUAUAUCGAACCACCUUUAUUAGUUGCUAUGCAAAGAAGAUAUAUUUCAAAAAGAAACUUCCGACUUAUAUAUGACUCAACUUGAGUGAAAAUUCACUCAUUCGUCUG
Messenger RNA from Parasteatoda tepidariorum (common house spider), 869 nucleotides. The record is from RefSeq and is a predicted model, not a curated record. Lineage: Eukaryota; Metazoa; Arthropoda; Arachnida; Araneae; Theridiidae.